Messenger RNA from Centruroides sculpturatus (bark scorpion), 875 nucleotides. RefSeq names its product gastrula zinc finger protein XlCGF49.1-like. The coding region runs from base 1 to 723 and encodes 240 amino acids. The record is from RefSeq and is a predicted model, not a curated record. Lineage: Eukaryota; Metazoa; Arthropoda; Arachnida; Scorpiones; Buthidae. The transcript has 4 exons. Gene Ontology annotation, molecular function: RNA polymerase II cis-regulatory region sequence-specific DNA binding; DNA-binding transcription factor activity, RNA polymerase II-specific. Gene Ontology annotation, biological process: regulation of transcription by RNA polymerase II.
AUGGUAGAGUCCCUAAAUAACGUCCACAUGAUAAAAGUUUUACGGGAAUUUGAAUUUUGUUGGACGUCCAAAGAGGAGAGGGGUUACGGAAACUUGGACAAACUGGGACAAUGGAGAAGGGAGAGUAAAAAUUUUAAGAAAAAUGCGGACAAACAAAAUCUACGUAACGAUGAAAACAAUUUUUUAAUUGCAGAGAAAAGGAACCAAAAGAAAUUUUCAUGUAAACACUGUAAGAAGAAUUUCACAACUAAACAACGUUUGCAAAUUCAUGAAAUAAUCCAUACAGGUGAAAAACCUUACAAGUGUGACGAGUGUAAAAAGAAGUUUACACAAAGAUCAAGCUUAAUUACACACCUUCGGAUCCAUACUGGAGAAAAGCCUUACAGUUGUGACGAGUGUAAAAGGAAGUUUACACAAAGAUCAAUCUUAAUUACACACCUUCGGAUCCACACUGGAGAAAAGCCUUACAGUUGUGACGAGUGUAAGCAGAAGUUUACACAAAGGUCAAACUUAAUUACACACCUUCGGAUCCACACUGGAGAAAAGCCUUACAGUUGUGUUAAGUGUAAAAAGAAGUUUACAACUAAACAGAAUUUACAAACUCAUGAAAGAAUCCAUACAGGAGAAAAGUCGUACAGUUGUGACGAGUGUAAGCAGAAAUUUACACAAAAGGAAUGCUUAAUUAAGCAUCUUCGGACCCUACACAAACAAAAGCCACAUUAAUGUUAAUUACAUCCAGCGAAAAUUAUUUGAAAUCAUAAGUAAAUUAUAAUAUUCGCACUUUGAAAUUUCGAAGGAAUGUUAUUUUAAAUUUCUAUUGAUGUAGAAUGAUCGAAAGAUGUAAGCAAAAGUGGUUUUAAAAUAAAAUGAUGUUU